This is a messenger RNA of Colletotrichum aenigma, 1371 nucleotides long. RefSeq names its product Polycomb protein eed-B (gene eed-b). Lineage: Eukaryota; Fungi; Ascomycota; Sordariomycetes; Glomerellales; Glomerellaceae. Gene Ontology annotation, cellular component: ESC/E(Z) complex. The transcript has 9 exons. The coding region runs from base 1 to 1371 and encodes 456 amino acids. Gene Ontology annotation, biological process: negative regulation of transcription by RNA polymerase II. The record is from RefSeq and is a predicted model, not a curated record. Gene Ontology annotation, molecular function: protein binding; nucleosome binding.
AUGGCCCCCACCGUCACUGCCACUCCCUACGACUUCCCUAGGCUGAGAGUCUCAGUUCACCUCGACGACGAUACCAGCUAUCUUGCAGAGGAUGACCCUGUCCCGGAAUUUUUUGAUGUAAAAUUCUGCCCCUACCAGCCGCUGAAUGCAAGGCCAGUCUUUGCUGCUGUCAGCAAGAAGCAUAUCGUCAUCUGCCGCCUCACAGCAACAGCAGAUGACUCAAACCCUUGCGAAAUCAUCAGCAUAAUUCGCGAUGAUGAUCCCGAGGCAAGAAACUACUGCUGCACCUGGACUAAGGAUGUUGUGACCGGAAAGCCACUUCUGUGUUACGGUGGUGAGGAUGCAAAGAUCAAAAUCUAUGAUAUCUUUGAGAAAAAGCUUGUCAACUGUUUAGUUGGCCAUGGAGGGGACAUCUGCGACGUCGUCACGUCUCCGUUAGACCCCUUGAUUGUUGCUUCCUGCUCAGACGACACAACCGUUCGCAUCUGGAGCUUGGACCCAAGACAUGAGAAACAGCCUUGCCUAUGCAUUCUCGGCGGCGAAGGCCAUUACUGGAACCUCCUCACGUUGGCCUGGCAUGAUACUGGCCGCUACAUCCUGUCCGCCGGUCACGAUCAGAUCAUCAACCUGUGGACUGUGCCGGACCUCCCGACCGAGCCUACAGAUCGUCCUGUCGAGGUCCACUAUCCUCACUUUUCCACUUCCGAAGUACACAGCAGUCUUGUGGAUUGCGUCGCCUUCUUUGGUGAUUACAUCCUCUCCCGCGCUUGCCACGACGAUGUCAUCGUUCUAUGGAAGAUUGAAGGUUUCUCCUCGGAAGAUCCACGGCCGUCGCAAGACAUGGCUCCCACCACCAUCAACCCGGCCAAUUUGACGCGGUCCGCGUUCAACCCAGGCGUCUCGGCCGAAUGUCCAGCACCGUACACCCGUCUGAUGGAGUUCGCGACUCCCGGCUGUGGUCCCCAAUUUUUCAUGCGGUUCAAGCUGCACUUCGUCCCAGACCAGCACCCGGUCCUCGCUUUCUGCAAUGCCAACGGGAAGAUUUUCUUUUGGGACUUUGAGCAAAUCACAGGUUUCCAUGACUACAUCAAGAAAGUAGAAAAGAACCCUGAUGCUCCCCCCGAAAGGCCGAGUUGGUUGACAGCCGUCGUCCAUCGUACGCAUGGUGGAGCCAAAGCUGAACCCACGGUAAGAGAGCGCAAAGCGGCUGGCAAGGCACACCCGUCAGAUCUUGAGCAAAUCCCCACGUUCGCCAAUGUGUACAACAAAGAGACGCUCUUGAUGUGGGAUACCAAGUACAACGUCGAGAACCCGCAAGUGCCACUCAAGCCUCACAAGAUAGAGAACUUCGGCGCGUCAUCGUUUACAUAA